AAACGCACCUAUUUCUCGGUGAAAUAGUGGCGAUAGCGCCAAACAAUAUCGCUCAUUCCAGUAUGUAUAGAGUUCGGUGCAUUAUGACAGGUUUUCUAAUCUUCUAGUAGUAUCAUCUUUAACGCUUAAUAAUUCUUUUUAUAUUAUUCUUUAACAUAAUUUAUAUAUAUCAUAUUAUUUAUCACAUUUUUUAUACGAUUUUAUCAGAUGAUAAUUUAUACUUUUCAAACUUUUAUUUUUCUGCAAAAAGACAUCUAUUAAGUGUAUUUUUAUUAAAAUUUAAAGUCGAAGUUUAGUCAAACUAGACAUUUACCAAGAAAUUAUAAUGAUAAGUUUCCAUUGUUUUUACAUUCGUAUAAAACAUUGUAUAAUGUGUGCACAAGUGUCGUCAAAGUUUUAUGCAACAACUGCAAACCAUCCUACAGCAAGAAUAAUUGUUAUUGGAGAUGAAAUAUUGAAAGGACAAGUGAAAGAUACAAAUUCUUAUUACAUAUGUAAUCUAUUGUAUAAAUGUGGUAUUAAAAUGAAAAAGAUCUCUGUUAUAGGUGAUAAUGUCGAAGAAAUCUCAAAAGAGAUUAGAGAUGCCUUCAACAAAUAUACCUAUGUUAUAACAUCUGGUGGAAUUGGACCAACACAUGAUGAUGUUACAUAUGAAGGUCUUGCUAAAGCUUUCAAUGAUACAUUACAUUAUCAUCCCAGAUUAGUGGAUAUAAUAAAAUAUCAAUUUGGGAUUAACGAUCCUUCAUCCCUUGCUUAUAAAAUGGCUCAAAUUCCUCGGAAAGCGUCUCUAAAGUUUGGUUCAAACCCAAACACCGGCAAGCCAAAUACUUAUCCAUAUAUUGUAUUAGAAAAUGUAUAUGUUUUUCCUGGCUCACCUGUAUUUUUUGAGAAAUCUUUCCAAAGCUUGUAUCAGGAACUGCUAUCAACAAAUAGAAGAUUCGUAAAAGAAGAACUGUUUAUUAAUGCUAGGGAAGAAGUAUUUGUAAAUGCUUUAUCAGCUGUAGUAAAAGAAUUUCCCAAUGUUACUUUUGGUUCUUAUCCUGUGAACAAUUGCAGAUAUUUUAAAACGUUCGUGACUAUAGAGAGUGAUAAUGAAAGCGAUACCCAAAAAGCAAAAGAAAGAUUCUACAAGCUAAAUCCUACAGAUAUUUUCGUAAAUUUUGAUCGGACGCCACAUAUGGACUGUAUUAUCAAGUAUAAUAAAUUUCUUCAAAGUUGUUUACGUCGAUCAAUUUACGAGCAAUCGCUCGAAAAGCUUAGACAAUUGUAUCAGAAUUUUGACCAUGUUUCAAUACAUAUUGAUGGCAGUAUAGAAUCAAGCGUCGUUCUCCAUCUUGCUCAUAUAUGUAAAACUCAGUCGAAUUUCAAUAAUAAGUUACAAGUGGUUUACUUCAAAGAGAAACAAUCGGCUGAUCUAGAAGAAUUCGUCAAGGGAAUGAUUGAUAAAUAUAAUUUAGUAGUGUAUAUUGUGGAAGAUGCGCCUGAUAAAAGGAUAAACAAAUUAAUAUUUAUGCAACCGCACUUACGAAAACUAUUAAUCGGAAAAAUCGAAGAAGUUGGCAAAAAUGAAGUUAACCAUAACUAUAACAACAUAAGUAAUGCGGACCACACACACACACAAUUGCAAAUCUAUAAUCUUUUACAUAAAUGGACGAAUGAAGAUGUAUGGACUUUAGCCUCGUCGUUGUAUCUGCCAUAUAAAUCGGCGGCUUAAAAAAAGUGAAUUCUCGAAAUUUGAAAAUGUUUCCGGCCUGAUAUCGUAUUUGCAAGGACGAUGCACGAUGAAUAAAAGCGACUUAGUAUUGUCUACGUGCAUUUUCGAUAUGUCUGUUUGGCCAUCCGAGCGAAACUGGAAUGUACAUGGAAGGGAGAAGUACUAGGGAAUGGGAAAAUUGUGGGGGAUGAGAUUGAGGUACCUCGCGAGGGUAUGAGCGAACUACAAGCUCGUAUUACACAUUUUUCAAUCGAAGAAAAGCCGGCU
Molecule: messenger RNA, 1981 nt
Organism: Formica exsecta
Lineage: Eukaryota; Metazoa; Arthropoda; Insecta; Hymenoptera; Formicidae
Product: FAD synthase-like
Exons: 9
Coding region: 326-1714 (462 amino acids)
Source: RefSeq, a predicted model, not a curated record